Molecule: messenger RNA, 2385 nt
Organism: Asparagus officinalis (garden asparagus)
Lineage: Eukaryota; Viridiplantae; Streptophyta; Magnoliopsida; Asparagales; Asparagaceae
Product: protein FAR1-RELATED SEQUENCE 5-like
Exons: 7
Coding region: 1-2385 (794 amino acids)
Biological process (GO): regulation of DNA-templated transcription
Molecular function (GO): zinc ion binding; nucleic acid binding
Source: RefSeq, a predicted model, not a curated record
AUGGCGGAGAAGGGGAUCCACAGGCGUAGCACAGAUGAUGACGCCUGCGACACUCCUUCUCGGUAUGCCCAGGGUAUCUACAAUAAGACCACCUCACCAAAGACUGGCCGCGGGUCUGCACUCCAGGGUGCUGAUAGGGAUGCACAGGAGGAAGUGGCUGGAACUGAGAAAACUGCUACCGCUGUGGAUUCUGCUGCUGCCUCGAAGGUGAACGCUCGUCAUCUCUGGUUGGAGCUACUGGUGUCAUGCUUUGGAUCACAUGCAGUCUUUGUUCUUGUGUUCUGGGGAGCAAUUUCUCAGAGCUUUCAAGAGGUAAGAAGAAGACAAAUUGCUAAACCUGGUUCAAGAAUGGAGGAGAUAAAUAGCAUGAUGUUUAAUGAUGAUAGUACAUUUGAAUGUAGAAAUGCAAGUCAAAUGCAAAUUGGAGAAAAACCAUGUUUAGGAAUGAAGUUUAAUAGUCAUGUGGAGGCCUAUGACAAUUAUAACUCGUAUGCAUUGAUGAUGGGAUUUGGAAUCAGAAAAAGCUCAGUGAAUUACUCCCAGAAAGAUAAAGAAGUAUUGAAUAGAAAAUUUGUUUGUGACAAAGAAGGUUACAGAUCUAACAAAGACAAGAGAGAUAUAGGGAAAAAUAUUAAUCAUCGGCGAGAGACCAGAGUUGGCUGUAAAGCAAUGAUGAGAAUAAAAUUAAUGGAGGAUAAAACAUGGAAAGUUAUAGGUUUUAUUGAAGAUCAUACAAACCACAUGCUCAGUAGUCCCGAUAAAGCAAAGAUGCACAGCAUCACAAGCGGUAGAGAAGAUGAAUCAGUAACACCACAACAGUGCAUUGACUAUAUGAAAACUCAAAGGCACAACAAUAUUGGCAAUGAAUGUUUAUCUGUUAUCCAAUAUUUUCAAAGAAAGGCGGCUAGUGAUGCAGAUUUUUAUUUUGCAUUGGAAGUAGAUUGUACUGGACAAAUGAGAAGUGUUUUUUGGGCAGAUGGAAAAUCAAGAGCAACUUAUUUGAAGUUUAAUGAUGUUAUUGUGUUUGAUGUGACUUAUAAAACCAACAAGUUUAGUCUUCCAUUUGCACCAUUUACUGGGGUGAAUCAUCAUAGACAAUCUACUUUAUUUGGUUGUGCAUUGCUAGCUGAUGAACAAGAAGAAACAUUUGUUUGGUUGUUUCAGGAAUGGUUAAACUGCAUGCAUGGAAUUGAACCAGGUGCUAUCAUCACAGACCAAGACCGAGCAAUGUGCAAUGCCAUUCAUAAAGUCUUUCCAAAUACAAGGCAUCGUUAUUGUUAUUGGCAUCUGCUGCGACAUAUCGCCGAUCAUUUGCAUACUUUGAAUUCUGUUUAUGGUGAAGAAUUUCAAAAAUAUUGGGACUUGUGGUGUAAUAGUGGAAUGAGAUCAACUCAAAGGAGUGAAAGCAUCAACUCAUUCUUUGAUGGAUAUGUGAAUUCACAAACACAGUUAAAAGAAUUUGUAACUCAAUAUGAAACGGCUGUGAUACAUCGACGAUUGAGUAAAGCACAUGAAGAUUUUAGAACUCUUAAUACAAAACCGCAGUUUCACCUUGGGCAUCCAAUUGAAAGACAAGCUGGAAGUAGUUAUACCCGCACUAUGUUUCAUGUAUUUCAGAAUGAGAUCAAAGGUUGUGGUGUUCUUGGCCUUCAAGAGGAGAGAAAAGAAGAAAAAUCUGUUUUAUGGCGAGUUGGUUACUUAGAUGAAAGCAAUGAAAAGUGGAGGUUUGUUACUUAUGAUGAAUGUAGAGAAUUACAGUAUAGUUGUAGCUGUGGUUUGUUUGAGAAUAGUGGUGUUUUAUGCAAACAUAUAUUGUACACUCUAAUGUUCAACAGACAAUGUUGUUCAUUGCCCAGUGCAUAUAUUUUACACUGUUGGACUAUAGAUGCUCGACAUCGUAACAUUAGUGUUAGUAAUGUUGUGUUUGGCAAAAACAUUGCAGGCAGUGUAGAAAAAAUAAAUUUGUUGAAAUCUUGGGCUUUGAAAGCAAAAACCAACAAUGCACUGGAGCUUGCCUUUGAGUCAGAUAAGAGAAUGCAUGAGCUUGAUUCUUUGUUAACAAGUUUCAUAGAGAGGGUUGAAGAAGAAGACAGAGGGUGUCAAGCAAUAGAUGAUGGUAGCAGUAACGUUCUUGACCCGGAUAUUCCACAGAUACCUACUUCACAUACAAUCCAGCAUAUUCCGCAAAUUACAGUUCGUGACCCAGAAAAACAAGCAAGAACCAAAGGUCGUCCACGCAAUGCCACGAGAAUUAAAUCAACUUUAGAACAAGCACAAGACAAGAAAGAGAGGCAAAAGCGUACAUGUGGCAGAUGUGGACAACUUGGGCAUUAUAGGACUAGUUGUACAGUUAACAAGCUCAGCGAAAUUGACAAAGAAGACUAA